GUUUGGAGGGGAAGACUUUAAUUGGAGGACACCUUGCAAACAUGGCAGACGUACCAGAAAAUGCUUCAGAGCACUGUCCGGGUACAACAAGUGAGCAAGCCGGCAAGUCUGCACCAUGCCAGGGCUGUCCCAACCAGAAACUCUGUGCCUCUGGAGCCACAAAAGCCCCUGACCCUGCUAUAGCAGAGAUAGGAGAGAAGCUGUCAACAGUCAAACACAAGAUCCUCGUGUUGUCUGGAAAAGGAGGUGUGGGGAAGAGCACCUUUAGCGCUCACUUGGCUCACGCUCUGGCAAGUGACAUCACAAAGGAGAUUGCCCUGCUUGAUGUAGACAUCUGUGGUCCAUCCAUUCCAAGGAUCAUGGGUUUAGAGGGAGAGCAAGUUCACCAGAGUGGCUCUGGAUGGUCCCCUGUGUAUGUGGAGGACAACCUGGCAGUCAUGUCUAUUGGCUUCCUGCUAAGUAGUCCCGAUGAUGCUGUGAUCUGGAGAGGACCCAAGAAAAAUGGGAUCAUUAAGCAGUUUUUAAGGGAUGUGGACUGGGGGGAACUGGAUUACCUCAUCGUAGACACUCCACCCGGCACCUCUGACGAACACCUGUCCAUCGUCCAGUACCUAAGCGCCACCCAUGUUGAUGGAGCCAUCAUCAUCACCACACCACAGGAGGUGUCGUUGCAGGACGUGCGAAAGGAGAUCCGAUUCUGUCAGAAGGUUAAGAUGCCAAUCAUCGGGGUGGUGGAGAACAUGAGCGGCUUUGUCUGCCCUAAAUGCAAGAAUACGUCACAGAUCUUCCCUCCCUCAACCGGGGGAGCUGAGAAAAUGUGUGCAGACCUCAAACUACCCCUCUUAGGAAAGGUGCCUCUAGAUCCCAGGAUAGCACGGAGCUGUGACGAGGGCAGGUCUUUCCUGAGCGAUGUGCCCGACUCCCCCGCUGCGGAAGUCUACCAGAAAAUUGUGAAAACCAUCCAGGAUUACUGCUCCAACAGGGAAACAGAGGAGCAAAACACAACCUGACCACAUCAGAUGGCAUCCAUACAGGAGCAGAUCACAUGGCGGCAGACGGGCACCAAAUAAGAGGCACACGAAGAGCACAAGAGCUCGUACAUAUCAGAAUCGCAGCAUUUCUGUUAGACAGUCAGAGAAAUCUUAUCAUUCUUUGUUUUCAGUGAUAGGUUUCAUGCAUUGAUCAGAUGCUGCUGUGCCAGAGCAGUAUUUCCUGAAGAACUACUGAGAGUAAAUGAAAUGAAUACAUAAUAAGAGUCUGUAGAAACUGAAAUUACUUCCCAUUUCAUAAAACAAAUAAAGUCAUAAUCCAAAUAAGCACCUGUGCCCGUUUUGAAUAUGAAUGCACUCAUUAUGGAAUGAUCUUUAUGAGGCUGUCAGGGUUUACAAUGAUUUACACAUGUAUGUUUCUUUGUUUGUUUUGAAGGAAAGCAAUAUCAUUUUGAGCACUGUAGUUUUAACUAACAGCACAUUUGUCGUGGGCUGUUUGCCAGCUGCAGGUUAGACAAACGGUAGUAAAACUGUUAAUGGUAGUAAAGGCCCGGCCAUGCAAGAUGUCAAUUUUUGGCGUUUGCAUGGGUUUUUUAUCAGUUUUUGGUGGGAUGAAUGAAGCUCGGUGGCAAAAAGGAAAAAAUAUGCAGCAGAAAACUCUUUGCCUGUACUGAAGAUACCGUUUGUAGGAUCCAUUUUUUUCCUACAGCAUCAUUAAGCUUGUAUUUGCUUAGAGUGAGUCAUUUGUUUCAGGUGCUUUUGUGUACAUUAUGUCAAUCCCCUCAGUAGAUGAAAAGGAAUAUAAAAAUAUUCCACAGUGCCUGAGCAGGUGUGGUAAUGUUUGUUUUAAGAGGAGGUCAGCAAUUUGGUUUUUUUGUUGUGUUUAAACUCUUUAUGGCAUCAGGUUACUGUGAUCAAAGUGCAGAUUAAGCUGCCAACAAAGGAAAAAAAUAACUUGGAUUUUAUUUCGUCAUUAAUAUCGGUGCUUCUGCAUUUCAAAUGAGCAGAUUGUUUAUAUUAUCCCCUCCAAAUACUUCCUGUUUUUGAAGUAUAAAGAAGUACAGGUAGGUUCUGAAAACCCGAAUUUGCUGAAAACAAAUUAAAAGCUGGGAAAAAAAGUAGUAAAGCACAUCGUUGUUAUUUUUUAAUAUGCUGAUUUCAAAUCAUUUUCUUGCAUUUGUGAACAGAAAGUGCAAUUUUAACAAUAUCUGUGCAUAUGUGUGCAUUACUGUACAGAUGAUGGUGCAGGGGCUGCUUAAAGGUACAGAACAGCUAAACCAAACAGUUUUUUACUUUUUAAAGAUGUACACUUGCAGAUUUCUGGAAUUAUUUUUAAAUUGUACAUACAUUUUCAUACCUGUGUGGCAACGCUGGCAUCGAACUCCAGGAAAAGAAGUUGUUUUUUUUAUUGAAAAAUGUUCAAAGUUCAACUUUUGCAAUUCAAAGCGAGCGUCAGAGAUCAAAAGUUACAUUUAGGGUUAGGUGAUUUUUCACAUUCUCAACUGUCAUAAAUAUGUGGUCAUUUUACAAAUUUGAACCACUGGUUGUAUUUGGUCUUUUCAUAAUUGUGUUAAAAUCUUCAUGUCUAAUUAUUGAUGUGACCGAUGACCAAAUGAAAACAGCAUCCAUUCAUUAAACACGCUUCAUUUGC
This is a messenger RNA of Neolamprologus brichardi, 2640 nucleotides long. It is a transcript of the gene nubp1, whose product is annotated as nucleotide binding protein 1 (MinD homolog, E. coli). Lineage: Eukaryota; Metazoa; Chordata; Actinopteri; Cichliformes; Cichlidae. Gene Ontology annotation, molecular function: ATP-dependent FeS chaperone activity; ATP hydrolysis activity; ATP binding. Gene Ontology annotation, cellular component: cytosol. The record is from RefSeq and is a predicted model, not a curated record. Gene Ontology annotation, biological process: iron-sulfur cluster assembly.